Fonsecaea erecta is the source of this 1344-nucleotide messenger RNA. RefSeq names its product diphthamide biosynthesis protein 1. The coding region runs from base 1 to 1344 and encodes 447 amino acids. The record is from RefSeq and is a predicted model, not a curated record. The transcript has 2 exons. Gene Ontology annotation, biological process: protein histidyl modification to diphthamide. NCBI's taxonomy places the organism in Eukaryota, Fungi, Ascomycota, Eurotiomycetes, Chaetothyriales, Herpotrichiellaceae. Gene Ontology annotation, molecular function: 2-(3-amino-3-carboxypropyl)histidine synthase activity.
AUGGACACGGGGUCUAUGCCUGGUGCAUUUCCUUCCUCUGCAGAUGAGAAUGUCUUCAGCACCCGGACACCCAAGAGACGGUUUGUGGGAAGACGCACAGCUGAAGCGCAGGCGAGACAGCGGCGAGAUGAGACUGACAGUAGUUCCACGGUGGAAGACACCACCGCUGUCAUUCACAAAGGUCAACGAAAGCCCCCAAGAGUCUUGAACCAGGUACCCCCCGAAAUCCUCGAUGACCCCGAUAUCCAAGCUGCGAUUACCCUACUCCCGCACAACUACAGCUUCGAGAUCCCCAAGACCAUCCACCGCAUACGGACGCUCGGGGCCAAGAGGGUGGCUCUGCAGUUUCCCGAGGGGUUGCUGAUGUUUGCCACGACCAUAUCAGACAUCCUGACCCGAUUCUGCCCCGGCACCGAGACCUUGAUCAUGGGAGACGUCACGUACGGCGCGUGCUGUAUUGAUGACUACACCGCGAGAGCGCUGGGGUGUGAUCUGCUGGUCCACUACGCUCACAGCUGUCUGAUUCCCGUCUCGGCGACCAAGAUCCCCACCCUGUAUAUCUUCGUGGACAUCUCCAUCGACACGAAACACCUGGUGAGCACGCUCUCUCGAAACAUUCCACCCGGAAAGACAGUCGCCAUGGUGGGUACUAUCCAGUUCAAUGCCACACUCCACACCAUCCGGCCGGCCCUCGAAGCCGAGGGCCUGAAGCUGGUGGUGCCACAGAUUAUGCCACUGAGCAAGGGCGAAGUGCUUGGUUGUACGGCUCCCAAGAUCAGCCCGGACGCGAACGUCGAUCUGAUCCUGUACCUGGGCGACGGCCGCUUUCACCUGGAAGCCGCCAUGAUCGCCAAUCCACAGAUGCCCGCGUAUCGAUACGAUCCUUACUCUCGAAAAUUGACGAGAGAAACAUACUCCCAUGAUGAGAUGCUGGACAUGCGCGCCGCGGCCAUCAGCACCGCGAAGAAAGCCAAGAGAUGGGGCCUCAUACUGGGUGCUUUGGGGAGACAAGGCAACCCUCACAUCCUGACCAUGAUCGAGAAAUACCUCGACGCAGCGGGCAUAUCACACGUCAAUCUCCUGCUCAGUGAGAUCUUCCCUGGAAAACUCGCCCUGUUCGAAGAUGUGGACUGUUGGGUGCAGAUCGCUUGUCCCAGGCUCAGCAUCGACUGGGGCUAUGCUUUCCCCCGCCCACUGUUGACACCCUACGAGGCACUUGUGGUGCUGGGUGCGAAGCAAGGGUGGGAGAAAGGAGACGGGACUUAUCCCAUGGACUUUUAUGCCAACAAUGGUCUGGCCCGGACGACGGAGAAGGUGGCUGCGCAGGUUGCAGUGACGGCGUGA